AUGGCCGGCUACGUGCCACCGAAGAAGGGCUCCUGGGGCCACGGGGGCGCCUCGGCCUCGGCGGGGGCGAGCGCCUUUGCGGGGGCCGGGGCGGGGGCCUCGGCGGCAGCUAAGGCCUCGGCAGGAGCAGGAGCAGGGGCGUCGGCAGGGGCGUCGGCAUCCACCUUCGGCUCUGAGGUUCUUUGGGGCUCGGCGGCCUGGGUUCGGGCUUACUCGGUUCUUCCGGUUCUUCCCACGGUUCAGCUGGCUGCUGUGGUGCAGGUGGUUCAGGAGCUGGUCACGGUUCAGGCCACGGCUCUGGUGCUGGUGGUUCUGGCGGCUUUGGUUCCAGUGGUUCUGGCGGCUUUGGUUCCAGUGGUUCUGGCGGCUUUGGUGCUGGUGGCUCAAGUCAUGGCUCCGGUUCAUUCGGUUCCAGUGGUUCAAGCCACGGCUCUGGUGCCGGUGGUUCUGCAGGCUUUGGCUCUAGUGGUUCAAGCCACGGCUCUGGUGCCGGUGGUUCUGCAGGCUUUGGCUCUAGUGGUUCAAGCCACGGCUCUGGUGCCGGUGGUUCUGCAGGCUUUGGUGCCGGUGGUUCUGCAGGCUUUGGUGCCGGUGGUUCAAGCCACGGCUCUGGUGCCGGUGGUUCUGCAGGCUUUGGUGCCAGUGGUUCAAGCCACGGCUCUGGUGCCGGUGGUUCUGCAGGCUCUGGUGCCAGUGGCUCAUAUCACGGUUCUGGUGCCGGUGGUUCUGCAGGCUCUGGCUCCAGUGGUUCAAGCCACGGUUCUGGCGGCUUUGGUGCAGGUGGUUCUGGUGGCUUUGGUGCAGGUGGUUCUGGCGGCUUUGGUGCAGGUGGUUCUGGCGCCUUUGGUGCAGGUGGUGCAGGUGGUUCUGGCGCCUUUGGUGCAGGUGGUUCUGGUGGCUUUGGUGCUGGUGGUUCUUCCCACGGCUCUGGUACAAGCCACGGUUCUGGAGGUGUUGGUGCUGGUGGUUCUGGCGCCUUUGGUGCAGGUGGUUCUGGCGCCUUUGGUGCAGGUGGUUCUGGCGCCUUUGGUGCAGGUGGUUCUUCCCACGGCUCUGGUACAAGCCACGGUUCUGGAGGUGUUGGUGCUGGUGGUUCUGGAGGUGUUGGUGCUGGUGGUUCUGGCGGCUUUGGCUCCAGUGGUUCAAGUUCAUUCGGUUCCAGUGGUUCAUCCCAUGGCUCUGGUACAAUCCACGGUUCUGCAGGUGCUGGUGGUCCUGGAUGUUGUGGUGCUGGUGGAUCUGCAGGCUUUGGGUCUAGCGGUUCAAGCCACGGUUCUGGAGGCUUUGGUGCCGGUGGUUCAAGCCAUGGUUCUGGUGGCUCCGGUUCUUCCAGUGCAGGGGCGGGGGCUGGACACGGGGCAGGACAUGGGGCAGGACACGGGGCUGGACACGGGGCAGGACAUGGGGCCGGGGCUGGGGGUCACGGCCUGGGCGCCGGGGGCCACAAGGUGUCCGUGGUGAAGGGCACGCGGCCUGGGGCUGUCUUCAUCUCCUCCAAGGGCACGGGUCCGGGGGGAUCCACGCACUCCAGCUCCUCCUUCGCCUCCUUCAGCUCCUCCAGCGGACUGGGCGGCGCCUCGGCCUCCAUCCACGGCC
This is a messenger RNA of Eriocheir sinensis (Chinese mitten crab), 1596 nucleotides long. RefSeq lists its product as uncharacterized. NCBI's taxonomy places the organism in Eukaryota, Metazoa, Arthropoda, Malacostraca, Decapoda, Varunidae. The transcript has 4 exons. The coding region runs from base 1 to 1461 and encodes 486 amino acids. The record is from RefSeq and is a predicted model, not a curated record.